Molecule: messenger RNA, 492 nt
Organism: Penaeus indicus
Lineage: Eukaryota; Metazoa; Arthropoda; Malacostraca; Decapoda; Penaeidae
Product: iron-sulfur clusters transporter ABCB7, mitochondrial-like
Exons: 4
Coding region: 1-492 (163 amino acids)
Biological process (GO): transmembrane transport; intracellular iron ion homeostasis
Cellular component (GO): mitochondrial inner membrane
Molecular function (GO): ATP binding; ATPase-coupled transmembrane transporter activity
Source: RefSeq, a predicted model, not a curated record
AUGUGCAUGAUAUGCUUGAAUGCCCCAGACUGUAUACCUCUACAAGUAACUCCUCAGAAUGCAGACAUUACUUUCAACAAUGUAUGUUUUGAGUACAAUGAAAAUUACCCCAUCCUGAAUGACCUUAACUUUACAGUGCCUGCUGGGAAGAAAGUUGCUAUUGUUGGUAAUUUGACUGUGGGUGAUCUAGUGAUGGUCAAUGGAUUGUUAUUCCAACUGUCCCUGCCGCUCAACUUCUUGGGGUCUGUUUACCGUGAGGUUCGUCAAGCACUUAUUGACAUGCAGACAAUGUUCACGUUGAUGAAACAGCCAACUACUAUAAAGAAUGCUCCAGACUGUAUACCUCUACAAGUAACUCCUCAGAAUGCAGACAUUACUUUCAACAAUGUAUGUUUUGAGUACAAUGAAAAUUACCCCAUCCUGAAUGACCUUAACUUUACAGUGCCUGCUGGGAAGAAAGUUGCUAUUGUUGGUGGUUCGGGUUCAGGGUAA